UUGCAACUUGUUGUUGCAGUCCUAAUGGAAGAAGUCAAAUCUGCCAUCUCAUGCCACCAACAAAUCCUUUUAUGGCAGCAAAUUUAUAUCAUAAAAACAAAAAUCCAAGAACAAAGCUCUUGAUUCUUGGAAAGAAAAAGAAAAAAGAGAAAGGAGAAGCAUGGCUUUCAAUAAGGAUUAUCUUGAUUUGAUAUUCGUUCCUGGUGGGUUGCUGGUCAUGUUUGCUUAUCACCUCUACCUUCUCUACAGAUACCUUAAUUUCCCUCAGACCACUGUCAUGGGACUGGACAACCAUGACAAAAAAGCUUGGGUUGUAAGAAUCAUGCAGGGUGACAAGAAAGAUAUUGCAAUUGCUCUAACUGUAAUAGCUUCCAAUACAUCGGCGGCAACUUUCUUAGCUUCAGUCUCCUUAACUCUCAGCUCACUCAUCGGAGCCUGGAUCGGAAACAACUCCAGCAACAUUUUCAGAAGUGACAUAAUCUACGGCGACACGAGACCAUCCACCAUGUCCAUCAAGUACAUAAGCCUUCUCACUUGUUUUCUUCUAGCUUUCUCAUGCUUUAUUCAAUCUGCGAGACAUUUCGUACAUGCUAAUUAUCUCAUAAGCACACCAGACAGUGACGUUCCUCCAAAAAUGGUGGAGGUGGCUGUCAUAAAAGGAGGUGAUUUUUGGUCACUUGGACUUCGAGCAUUGUAUUUUGCUCUUGAUUUGUUGCUGUGGUUUUUUGGACCCAUACCUAUGUUUGUUUCUUCUGUUGUUUUGGUCGUUAUCCUUCAUUAUCUUGACACCAAUUCAACUCCGUUGCACCGGUACCGGCCACCCGGCGGCAAGAUGGCCAAAAGGGUUGCAGAGAUUAGCUGAGGUGUCUGUUCAUGUUGAUAGAACUUCUUGGUUUUGUAUGGUAAAGUGAUCAAGUUUUCUGUGAACUAAAAUUCUGUAAUAAUCAGUUCACGGGUAUUUUGCUAUUAAUCUGAGUCGGAAAAAACAAGUAAUUACUAUUCAAUUCAAUUAUAUUCUUGUUGCUAAUUUCUAUAUCACUCCUUUGAUCUUAACAUUUAUUUUUAUCUGAACCAAAGGAAUGUUUCUUACUCGUCUAUGUAGCUUUAAAUCAGUGGUUGUUUAUUACC
Molecule: messenger RNA, 1128 nt
Organism: Manihot esculenta (cassava)
Lineage: Eukaryota; Viridiplantae; Streptophyta; Magnoliopsida; Malpighiales; Euphorbiaceae
Exons: 2
Coding region: 161-862 (233 amino acids)
Source: RefSeq, a predicted model, not a curated record